GGCCGAAGGUCGAAAUGCCUUGUGGAACAAAACUAGGAUGUCCUUAGAGUACAUUUACACGCAACAUUUCAACGAUGCUGAUUGGUUUUUCAAAGCCGAUGAUGACACGUACGUCGUCGUGGAGAAUUUGAUGGCGUUUUUAUCACGGCAGGAUCCCUCGGAACCGGUCUUUUUUGGAUUCAGUUUUAAUAAGACACUACCGUAUUUUAAGGUUGAAUCAAGGCAGAUGGAUUACAUGAGCGGCGGAGCUGGGUAUGCGAUGAGCAGGGAAGCACUCAGAAGGUUUGUGGAAGUAGGACUCCAGGACCGGACCGGGCAAUGUCCAGACAGCCACCUGGACUGGCCGGAGGAUUUGUGUCUAGGAAUGUGUAUGGAAAGCCUCGGUGUUCGUUCGAAAGACCAUCGCGAUCGGUAUGGACGAUUUCGCUUUCUUCCAAUAUAUCUGCAUUAUUUUUUGGAUGACGGUAUGAGUCCUCUCACAUGGCUUCAUGAAUAUUCCAAGUACAACAUCACAAGGGGGCAAGACUGUUGUUCAGAAUCACUCAUAAGCAUCCAUUAUGUCAAUCCGGGGGACAUGCUCGUCUACGACUUCCUUAUACACAAUGUUAAAGUAGGCCUACUCGAUGGAUAAACAGGCCUCAUACUUACAUGAACCUCAUUUUAUAUAUCCUAACUGGAUCUAUACAACUGAUGUAUUGUAAUCCAGAGGUGUCGUGGUUUAGCGGAUACAUCACCUGAUCUUAAAUAGAGUCACUCGUCAGUUUCCAUGUGCAGAAGGUCAUAAUUCCCUGGCACCAGACUUGGUAGAAAUACCAUUAAUGGGUGAACAUGUCUGCGCACAGCAAACACGUAGGCCAAUCAAGAAAUACCCCAAGUCUCUUGGAGAGUCUUCGGAUGAUGCAAAUGUCACAUAAUUACUUUCCCAUAUGGGAAAAAGCAGAGCAUUACAUUAAGCCUGUUGGUCAUAAAACUAAAUGCUAAUCCUGGUGAUUGACAACUCCUGUUAUUUGGUAAACCCCGAAAGGUGUCGAAUUCCACAUGAGAGCUGACUUCUACAUGUGUCUUUAAAUCACAUGAUUCGCGGUUUUGAGUUCCUCUGCGCCACCCUUUGGCAAGACAGGAAAUCUAAAUUUGCCACUCUCCACCCAGGUGGUGUAAAUGGCCAUUCCUGGUAGAAGGACGUUCUUAGAAUGCCAGAGCGCCUUGUCAAAGUAGCUCGGCUAACGCUGGGGUAAUAAUUUAGUAGUAGCAGUCAUUUUCGAUCUUCAUUGACGGCUGUAUGAUAGUGUCCCUUUAUAAAGGGACACUUAGCAAUGACAGAGCCAUGCAUACAGAAUUUGGCCAACUUGGUUUCACUGGGUCACAACAUGGCGUAUAUUCUUUUGUU
Messenger RNA from Strongylocentrotus purpuratus (purple sea urchin), 1387 nucleotides. RefSeq names its product glycoprotein-N-acetylgalactosamine 3-beta-galactosyltransferase 1-like. Gene Ontology annotation, cellular component: membrane. Gene Ontology annotation, molecular function: N-acetylgalactosaminide beta-1,3-galactosyltransferase activity. Bases 38 to 631 code for a protein of 197 amino acids. Lineage: Eukaryota; Metazoa; Echinodermata; Echinoidea; Camarodonta; Strongylocentrotidae. The transcript has 2 exons. The record is from RefSeq and is a predicted model, not a curated record.